Cordyceps fumosorosea ARSEF 2679 is the source of this 336-nucleotide messenger RNA. RefSeq lists its product as hypothetical. Lineage: Eukaryota; Fungi; Ascomycota; Sordariomycetes; Hypocreales; Cordycipitaceae. The transcript has 2 exons. The record is from RefSeq and is a predicted model, not a curated record. The coding region runs from base 1 to 336 and encodes 111 amino acids.
AUGCGCUUCUCCAUCACCGCCAUUUCUCUCCUCGCCGCCGUCGGUGCCGCCGCACCCGUCGAAAAGCGCCAGCAGCAGGGCGGCAGCCUGCUCUCCGGCCUCACCAGCCUGCUCGGCAACAUCGGCGGCCACACCGACCCCUCCAGCUACCCGCCCAACUCGGGCGGCUCGGGCGGCAUGGUGGCGGACAUGCAGGUGCUGCCGGACCACUUCAAGUACACGAUGAACCCGCCGAGCGCGGAGGACCCGAUCCCGGCGGCGCAGAACAGCCAGCUUCGCGAGGGGCACCGCCAGGCGCACGUGGCCAUCUACAAGGGACUGGGCGGCAAGCAGUAG